This is a messenger RNA of Nelumbo nucifera (sacred lotus), 2172 nucleotides long. The record is from RefSeq and is a predicted model, not a curated record. Lineage: Eukaryota; Viridiplantae; Streptophyta; Magnoliopsida; Proteales; Nelumbonaceae.
AUGUUUGUCAAGCUCGUAAAACCUUAUCUGUUUCUGCUUUUGCUUAUGCGGUUUGCAGACUCUGAAGAUGCUGGCUUCACCUACAAUGGCUUCCGAGGUGCUAACUUGAGCCUGGACGGUAUGGCUCAGAUCACACCAAGCGGCCUCUUAAUGAUAACAAACCAAACUGCACAGCAGACGGGUCACGCCUUCUACUCGUACCCACUCCACUUAAAGAACCCAGGCAACGGUGAAGCUGUCUCCUUCUCAAGCACUUUCGUGUUCGCCAUCAUCACCCAGCCCGAGUACCCAGAUAUGGGUGGCCAUGGAAUGGCUUUCGUGAUCGCACCUUCAAGAGGGCUCCCAGGAUCCCAACCAACCAGAUAUCUAGGCCUUUUCAACGCGUCCAACAAUGGAAAUAUGUCCAACCAUGUUGUUGCAGUUGAACUGGACACGAUCGAGAACAUCGAGUUGGCUGAUAUCAAUGAUAACCAUGUUGGUAUUGACAUUAAUGGCUUGAAAUCCGUAGACUCCGCACCAGCGUCUUAUUUUACGGAUCAAAAUGGUGAGUUUAAGAACUUAAGCCUCAUGAGUGGGAAAGCAAUGCAAGUAUGGGUCGAAUACAAUGGCUUGGACACUCGAAUUAAUGUUACAAUAGCUCCGAUUAAUGUGCCUAAACCAGAUAUCCCACUCUUGUCAUUGCGCUACAAUCUUUCUCCGAUCAUUAAAGACCCCAUGUACGUUGGUUUCUCGUCGUCUACGGGUGCAGUUCUUACAUCCCAUUAUGUGUUGGGAUGGAGCUUUAAGACCGACGGUCCAGCCAAAGAGCUCACUCUCUCCCAACUUCCUACGCUUCCUCGAGUAGGAACUAAACAGCAAUCUAAGUUUAUCACGGUUGGGUUGCCCAUUCUUGGCUUGGUUUUAAUGUCCACACUGAUCACCGGCAUUCUUUUCAUCUUUAGAAGGAAGAGAAAGUUCGCUGAAGUACUUGAGGAAUGGGAACUACAGUAUGGGCCUCGUAGGUUCAAAUUUAAGGAUCUCUACAUCGCCACCAGGGGAUUUAGCGAAAAGGAGCUUCUAGGUCAGGGCGGUUCAGGUAAGGUGUACAGAGGCAUAUUACCCACCUCCAAAGUGGAAGUUGCAGUGAAGAGGGUGUCCCAUGAAUCAAGACAAGGAAUGAGAGAAUUCGUUGCCGAGAUUGUUAGCAUGGGUCGACUGCGGCACAGGAACUUAGUACAACUCUUGGGCUAUUGCCGGCGUAAAGGAGAGCUCCUGUUGGUCUACGAUUACAUGCCGAAUGGAAGUUUAGACAAGUUCAUCUUCGACCAACCAAAAUCUACACUGAAUUGGAGCCAAAGAUUUCGAGUCAUCAAAGGAGUAGCAACUGGGCUAUUUUAUCUGCAUGAAGAAUGGGAGCAGGUCAUUGUUCACAGAGAUGUAAAGUCCAGCAAUGUCCUAUUAGAUAGCGAAUUCAACGGUAGAUUAGGAGAUUUCGGACUCUCGAGGCUUUAUGAUCACGGAAGCGAUCCACAAACAACACAUGUGAUGGGUACACUAGGUUAUCUUGCACCAGAGAUUACUAGAACCAGUAGGCCGACUCCCAGCACAGAUGUAUUUGCUUUUGGGGCUUUUGUGCUUGAAGUGGCGUGUGGGAGAAAGCCUAUAGAACCACAAGCAUCCGGUGAUCAUGAGGAUUUUAUUUUGGUUGACUGGGUGUUGUCAUUUUGGAGUAGAGGGGCAAUUCUUGAGGCAGCAGAUCCAAAUUUGGCAAGCAAUUAUGUGGCUGAGGAAAUGGAUUUGGCAUUGAAGCUUGGCAUUCUUUGCUGUAACUCCAUUCCGAGAGAUAGGCCGACCAUGCGUCAUGUAUUGGGGUUUUUGAAUGGAGAUGCCCCGCUUCCGGAUCCAUUGUGGGUUACAUAUUCACAAAAGGAAGUCUUUAACAACUUUGGCCUGUUUCAUUCUUCUUUGGGUUUGAACAAUACAAUCAGUCAAUCAUCGGUGACAGAGUCUCUCCUCUCCACAGGGCGUUAGUAGCACCUAGAAAUUAUCUGUAGGUUAAUUGUUCCGUUUAGAUGUAUAUUGCGAGUAUAAUGGUGUGGCCAUCUUUUUUUUUUUCUUUCUUUUUUCCAUUGCCAUUUUGUUUUAUAAGUUUUUUUUUUUCCUUUUUGAAGUCUGUUUUAUAAGUAAAUUAAU